AUGCAAACAUACGCUCCGAUUGUGUUCACGUCGAAAAAUCAAGUUUACUGUAGGUUUUAUGAUGGAACGGGAAAAAGACGAGACUGGUGGAAAAAGGAAUGGAUUGAACAGUAUAAUGAGAAAGCAAACUGUUAUGUAAAGCAGUAUGAAAAAUUGAAAAUCCCGAAAUUUAAUGUGACUUUGAGUGGAAAACUCACACUCCCAGAGAACCUAAGUGACAACGAGGGAGUGAAAGCUGCAUACAGGGUAAAUAUAUAUCUCCUCUUGAUCAACUUUGCACUGGACGGCUUAAACUGUUUGCAAAUUUUUUUUCUUCCUUCUAUCAUAUGGCUUUGA
This is a messenger RNA of Cooperia oncophora, 336 nucleotides long. The record is from the annotation of a GenBank genome assembly. NCBI's taxonomy places the organism in Eukaryota, Metazoa, Nematoda, Chromadorea, Rhabditida, Trichostrongylidae.